Branchiostoma floridae (Florida lancelet) is the source of this 2325-nucleotide messenger RNA. RefSeq names its product N(G),N(G)-dimethylarginine dimethylaminohydrolase 1-like. The coding region runs from base 464 to 1339 and encodes 291 amino acids. The transcript has 6 exons. The record is from RefSeq and is a predicted model, not a curated record. Lineage: Eukaryota; Metazoa; Chordata; Leptocardii; Amphioxiformes; Branchiostomatidae. Gene Ontology annotation, biological process: positive regulation of nitric oxide biosynthetic process; arginine metabolic process. Gene Ontology annotation, molecular function: amino acid binding; dimethylargininase activity.
GUCCUUACCAAGGAGGUUAAAUAUAUAGUGACCCAACUAAGCACAACACCUUACACGCUGUGGGCUAUACGGAGGAUUACAUUAGGACAAAGGUGGGACCGUGCAGAAAAGUAACAAUUGCGUGAGAUAAUAACCUUUUAAAAUCACCAUUUGCCGUCUAUGUCUAAUCAUAAUAGUAGAAAUAGGGCUUGAAAUGGUCAAUUGUUACUUAAUGCCAUGCAGAUAUGUCACUUUUAGAGUUUUGAGGUAUAUAUCAUAACUUUCAUGUGUGGCACAAUGAAAAUGGUACAGCCCUUUGCAUGAAGAGUGCCUUUCCAGUACGUCAUUUUUCUCUGCGCUAGUGUCUCAUUAAAAGACAUGAGGCAGAUAAACAGGGAGUGUCAACAAAACCCGGCAAGAAUCUCAGUCUGUGAACGAAGGAAGCUGUUACGUAUACCUCGCUACCAGUCAUCGUACCAGUCUAAUGGGUCAGCCCAACAGUACCAUGGCCGACAGUUUCCCGAAGUUUACCCGAGCCCUGGUUCGGCAAAUUCCGGACUCCAUUCGGGACCAAUCGGAAGGCGUCAAAGUGUACCAAGAAGACGCAUUCUACCAAACACUAAAGAAACAUGAACCAAUUGAUGUUGCUAAAGCUCGGGAGGAUCACGCGCGUUACACCCAGACCCUGCGGGACCUGGGACUGGACGUGACCGUUCUACCGGCGGACGAGUCCACUCCAGACUGCCCGUUUGUGGAGGACACCUGUGUGGUGGUCGGCAACAGGGCGCUGGUCACCAGGCCAGAGGGAGAGCCUAGGAGACGGGAGCUUGACUGUGUGGAGAAGUGUCUGAGAGACUUGGGGCUGGAAGUCCACAGGAUACGUGAUGAUGACAAGGCAACACUAGAGGGGGGUGACGUCGUUUUUACAGGAAAGGAGUUCUUUGUUGGCGCGUCAGAAAUGUCCAACAAAGCGGGUCGGAAAGCCCUGGCCGACACGUUCCCAGAGUACCCAGUUCACGCCAUCCCGGUGGCCUGGCCGGAGUUCCACCUGAAGGGCGUGGCCUGCUGCGCUGCUCCCGGGAUCAUCGCACUGGGCAACAACAAGUGGGGCAAGAAAGCUUGGCAGACUAUUCAGCGGAAAAGUGAGUUCAAGUACGAGCCCUUGUGGGUGCCGGACGGUGCUAGUGCUGUGGACUGUAUUCACGUCAACGGAACCGUCAUACACUGCACCGAGAAGGAGGGGCCCAACAGCAUGAAGGUUUUUGAGGAGAGACUGGCGGGCUUCAAGCGGGUGUCAGUUUCUAUCGGGGAGCUUAGGAAGGUGGACGCAGCCUUGUCCUGCUGUUCUGUGCUCUUCUAGACAUCACUUCGAAUAUAGACCAUCAUAUAUAGGAGGAAAGGGGAAAACAACGCACUGCUAAGAUUGUAUAAUCUAUUUGAACAAACUUUUAAGUUAAAAAAUUAAAUGAAGUACGUAGAAUUGGUGUGUAAGCCCGUUCAUGGAUACAACUGCGCGUAGCUCACAGGUGAUGGCAAAUUUUCCUUACAUUCAUUUUUUAUUGUAACGUCACAUGUACGUACUUUGGGAUGAAUGGUGAAACUAUUUAUAACGUCAACCUAAUGGAGAUCCAAUUAAAACAAAUAAACAAAAAAAAAUGGACAGUGUGAUGCAAAAUGACGUUCGGAGUCUUGACAUAUUAAAAUCAUUGUCGAGACCAGAACUAUUUACGCACUUAGAAGGGGUCUUCUUCUUUGACCUGUACAUGCGAAGUUGUAUCCGCGAAGGGCCUUAUUCUGUGUAGCAGACACAGAAAUGCAGCUGGUGUCGUUGUUUGCGAUGAAAAAAUAAAUAUGUCCUUAUUGCAGCUGCCUAUAAAUGAUCGAAUGUAUAAGAUUAUAACAUACAAGUCAUUGUAUUUGAAUUAGCAUCAUAUAUAAUACUAAGCAUACCUAGGGAAAGGCAGAGAGAUGAAAAGAAUUAGAACAAGGGAGACUUACGAUUUUAUUUGCUUAGACACACUUUUAUUUGGCAAAUGCCUUGAACUACUUGAAAUAUAUUUAUUUCUAAAAGACUGUUCGACAUAUUUGUCACUACAACGUUAUGUAGGCCAGAAUAUAUAUAAUAUAUUUGCGGAAAACCAAGAGUUAUAUUCUUCCAGUUUGAUGGCUUAGUAUCAUCAUCAAAUCACGCUGCACGCUGCAGUCAUGUAUUUAUAACUCUGUUGUUAUUAUCUAUAAUAUUAUCAAGGUUUCGGUAUAUGGCUACGUUUAAAAGUGUUAACAUAAAUGGUAUAUGGUCGUUCUGAAUCAACAUUAAACUCCUAUUUUAAAAAAAACACACAAAAA